GGUCUCUCUAACUGCACAGUGAAGGCAGGUCCUGGGAUUCUGAUCCAAGGGUGUCCUGUGGAUGAAAAAGGUCUGGCGGUGCAGCCUGUGCUGUGCUGCAGACAGGGAACAGCAUGCAGACCUUGCCUACACAUUCGCCUUGACAUCCAGCCCAGAAACCACCAGACAGGUGUGUGAACACUACACAACCUUUUUUCCAUUUCAACCUCUGCGGAUACAAUGUGAAACACAAUGUGGAAAGUGCACCCAUAUUAGCUUCAAAUGCAUGGUUUAUUGCUUAUCCCCUCAUCUUGUGUCAGUAAGUCAUGCCAUCCUCACUCCUGCGGCCAACUGGGUUCUUUCUGUGUUUCAGCAUCGUAUGUGAGUGUGUGUUACAUUGUGCCAGAGCUAAUAAUGCCUCAGUGCAAAAAGCUCGAGUUCACAGUGAUCCCUGCUGCUCUGGAUGAGCAAGCUUCAUCCAAGGUAUAUUCCAUAUGAAUUUGCAUGUGUGUGCGUGAGUGUGUGUGUGUGUGUGCUUGGGUUUUGUGAUUCAUGUCCAUGCUCUCCUAUAUACCCAGCAGGCAUGGCUGUCACUGCUGAUUGAGUCUGAAGCAGUGUCCUUCAGCAGUCAGGUGACUGUGUAUGGUUGCAUCUUUCACUCUACUGUGGUGCUUCCGUCAGUGGAUGAAGGUAUGGUGUAGGAAUUCCCAUAGUGAUCAGACAGCUUAUGUCAGCACCUAUUUGUUAGUAAGUCAUCCUCUGACUGAUUAAAAUCUAUCUGUCCUUAGUGUGUUCAUCCGCCUCACAGGGAGUUGUAGAGGAAUGUGAAGGUGAGUUACGUGUUCUAUGUUUGUUUGUUUCUAUGGUUUCCAUGUUGUUAUUGCCAUAGAAAAAUAAUUACUAGAAUGGUUGUACCUAUUCAGGAGUGUACCCAUAGCAGGAAGUAAAAGCAGGACGUAUAGCAUUCAAUCUGGUUUUAUCCCCAUUCUAAUCAUUCAAAGUAUAUGAUUCUUACACCUCCUGAGUCCUGUGUGCAGACAUAUUGGUCUUACUUUAAUGGAAUGUCCCCAAUAGAUGGUCUAUAGAUGCUCAGACGAUCAACACACUAUCAAUUGCAUCCCUGUUGAAAUGCAACAGCUUUCCUAGGGGUAGGGUUAAGGCUAGGCAAAGGGUUAGGGUUAGGGUUUAGGCUAGGGUUAGAGUUAGGGUCAGGGUUAGGGUUAAGACUAAUGUUAGGGCUAAAAGAUAGUUGAACAUUUGUUGCUAGUCAGAUGAGCCUAUAUUAACCAUCUGUAGGGGACUAUCCAAAGUCCAAACCGAGAAAUAUUGUAUUCAUGACCAUUUGUUCUGUUUUUCCAUAAUGAUUAUGGUUUAUGAAGUGAGAGACAUUGUUAGACAUAUGCAAUUCUAGAAUUACAGUAAAUGGCUGAGUUAUGUUUCUUUCUAAUUUGCCAGUGUGUCUGUCAGUCCCCAGUUUCAGCACUCUGAUUGAUCAGGAGAGACGUGAGGUGAUGCUGCAAGUCGCCAAGGAAGAGGACAGCCCCCACCCACUAGAAAUUUGCCUACAACAUGAAGAUAAUGGAGUCUGCAGGGUCCGUGCCGUACUUGGCUUCCUCCAAACUCAGUUAUUUAUAUGCAAUCUUUUUCUCAGAGUUUCACUCUUCACUCGUCCAUGAUAACACGUUGUUUGUUGUCCUACAGGCCUGGAAAGAGAAGCCAGUUCCACUGCACUCUGUCACCCCCUGCAUGUGCUUCCAGGUACUGUUGCUAUUUCCCCCAUUAACAAUCUGGAUUGGGCCUACUUUUGUCAGUUGUGAUAUUACUACACACUCACACAUCCAACUCAUUGUAACUGACAACAUUAUCCCCUUUGUGGUAGUAAUCAUCCAAGUUCUCUGGUUUUGUGUGUCUUCGGUGUGUGUGUGUGUGUGUUUCAGUUGUGGUGGGGAUAAAGGAGAUGAGAGAUCUCGUCGAUCUAUGAGCUGUCCUUUUAGGAACAACACCGGUAAGAGAAGAACCAUGCAGCAUCCUCCUUGUUACACCUGUGUUUCACUAUGACAGUCAUGAAUGUGAGCCAUGGAGUUGAUUCCCAUUGCUUCUGUAACUCUGCUAUAAAGUAUCUUAUACCUUUAUCUCUCUCUUCCAGAGAUGUUCCAGAGGAACGUAUGGGAGAAUGUGUCAGUAUCUGUGGUGCAGCGCCAGAUGAACAGUGGCGGUGCAAUGCUGUCCUGGAACCUAACUGCCCCCUGUAGGCUGGAGGCUGAAGUGUGGCCCUGCCAGAGAGAUGCAGGCGUGGACAAGGACAGAUGCACAGAGCUGGGGGAUAUUAGGCAGCGUCUGUCAAAUGACAUAUGGAGGGAAAAUGACAGGGGACACUGGGUACGUAUACCGGAGCAUUUGAUUGGUGCCUCAAAUGUUGUAUUGGUGUAUCUUUAGUUACCUUUUUGUCGUUGGGAUGUACUCAUCAUUUGUAUUAAUUGGUUUUUGUGUUUUUACUUGUGGCAUUUUUAUGGUUUGGUGAUAUUAUGGGAUAAGGCAUAUUCUUUUUGAUUGAAUGCUUGAUUCUUUUAUGAUUUUUUUUUCCUGUUUCAGCUGAUGCCAGGUGUGUUUGAGGAUGUCAAACCUGGUCUUGAUCUCUGUGUGAUGGUAAGACACUUCUACUGGUUGACUCCUCUUGUUCCCCAGUAUUGAACUUGGAUCCUGUUGUAACAUGAUGGGAGCUCAUCUUAUUGUAAAUGUGUGUGUGUGUGUGCAUGUGUGCACGUGUGUGUGUGUGUGUCUCUGUCCUUGCAGGUGAAGGUAAAAGGGAAGAACAGUGAGCUUGGCCCCUUCUGUCCCAUUGACUGUGAGUAUUUUAGGAGAGGGCUGAAGUAUCAAAGUUGAUAUGGACCCUACUAAAACUGAUACAUGUACCAUUUCUUGACCACUUCUCUGAUUUUAUGUGUGUGAAAAGAUGGCAAUUAUGUUUAAAUCUGUAUCAUCAAUCGAGUAUUUAUCUGUAUGCUUAAUAAAACAAAUGUUCACAAAAAAAGUUGACCGUUCUAUUUUGCCUACCAGUAGGGACUGAUAAUAAGAAAUUCUAUGAGGAUUGGGAAAUAAUUCACAUCUGUACUUCUCCCUCUCAGCCAGUAGGUGGCACUGGCGCUGGAGUCUGCUUAUCCUGGUCUCCCUGAUGCUGGCAGGCCUAGCAGUAAUAUGUCUCUAUUUCCUGCAUUGCAAACUGAAACGUGAGUCAUUCUGGUCCGAUCUCCCCCAACCAGACACAGGCAAUGGCACUGUGUGUAGAGACAGAAAAGUCACAAAGUGUUACAUUUGUGUUAGGUUUGUGUUAUUGCGCUACACUGUGGUGAAUUGAGUGCAAGGCUUUUCUCACCACAAAUAUGCUCUCUGCCUCCCACCAAAUUAUUUUUUAUAGUGGAGAAAGGGGGAGUUUUAAAGGAGAUGAAAAUGUAGAGAAAGAGAAUAAAUCUGAUAUCUUUCCUACUGUGUGUAUUCUUCAGGCUCCCACUUCUCUCAAUAGCUCUAUUCAUGUGUAUCGCCGACUGACUUUUUUCUUGUGGGUGUUGUUCACUACAGUUAGGAAUUUGGGGGGGGGGGGGGGGGGGGGGGGGGGGGGACAAUUUGCAAAGGGUUUCUGUAAAGGACACAAGGGCCUCUGUGUUACAGAACCAUGUCAGUGUGUAUCAUGUUACAUUUCUGUCUCUCCAAACAGGGUGGGCAUGGGAAUGGCACCAGAAGGAGUGGGAUCAACGUAAGCAGGUUUCUCAUAGUCCAAAUGUACAAUAUGUCAAAUAAAGAAGAUACAUAUUUAUCUAGCAAUAAUCAUUGGGACAAAAACAAUGGAAAAUGGAUGAAAGAACGAAAAAGGAAAGGAAAAGGAAGGAAGGAAGGAAGAAGGGAAGGAAGGAGGAGGAAGAAGGAAGGAAAGGAAGUCAGUUACUAAUUACUUCCUUCCCUUCCUUCCUUCCUCCUUCAUCUUCCUUCUUCCUUCCUUCCCUUCCUCCUUCCUUCCUUCCUUCCUUCCUUCCUUCCUUCACCUCUCUCCCUUUGUAGUACCUAUAAGGGGUCACGUGGUGCUGCUGAGCCCGCCGGAUGUGGAUGGCUCUGUGUCAGAGCUGGUGUGUGAGCUUGGCUCCUCUCUGCGUGCCAGGGGCCUCAGUGUGUCUGUGGACCUGUGGAAUCGGGCUGAGAUGUGCUCUCUGGGGCCCCUGCCCUGGCUGCACUCCCAGCUGCAGCCCUUGAACAGCCAGGGGGGCCGGGCCUUACUGGUACUGACGCAGGCAGCCUGGAAGAAGGCAGAGGACUGGGGCCGACAGUGGGACCAGCAGGGCCAGCAGGGAAGGGACAUAGCCCAGGGAGUGGAGGAGGAGAAGGGGGACGAGGAAGUAGAGGGGGAGGAUAAGAGGCUUCUCCAGGGCUUGUCCUCCCCAUACGCGGACGUGUUCAGUGCCGCUCUGAGCUGCAUCAAGGUGGACCACCAACAAGGCUGCGCUGGAAAGCGUUUCCUCCUGGUCCAUUUUGAGUCCCAUACUGCCAAGCCCCUCAGCAGUGAAAGGGGUCUCCCAGAGCUGUUCCAAGGGCUGCCCUUGUUUCACCUGCCCUCCCAGAGCCAGGGGCUCCUCGUUGAGCUGGCCAUAGGGUCUAAAGGGCUUGGAGCUGGUAUAGGUGGACAGAGGGGCUGA
Messenger RNA from Coregonus sp. 'balchen', 4661 nucleotides. The record is from the annotation of a GenBank genome assembly. NCBI's taxonomy places the organism in Eukaryota, Metazoa, Chordata, Actinopteri, Salmoniformes, Salmonidae.